AUGGCGAGUGCGCCGGGAGUGGUCGUCCUUGGUGCUGCUGUAUCCACUGCAAACAUGUCUGGGUCUGGAAAGUUGUGAUGCAAGUCAGUGAAUAGCGAGCACGCUGUACUAAUGCGGCACCGCCAAGCAUGACAUAUUUUUAUUUUAUAUUUUUCCGAGGCUCUGUGUUGCAUAUUCCGCAUGAGGAACAGCGUUUUAUUUGCAUGACAAACGCGCAAGAGAGUUGGCCACACAAUACAACAAUGUUUAGUGCUUGUGCUAUGCCAGACUAGCAUGGGAGUUCUCGUCGCAUUCACUCCAGAUUAACCAGAGAUGUUUGCAAUGCAUAUGCUAGUUCCGCUGGUGGACCCCCUGCCGCGGCGGCAGCGCCGGGCACUCUGGCCACCAGCACGGGCGGCGCUCCUAUAACCCGCUCAGGUGUUACAAUCUCAUAACGUUACAACAGAGUCUGAGACUUGUCUUGCAUAAUGACAAUGAGCGUGACAGACUCGCAGAGCGUUCCAUUUUGUGCAAUACAAACUUGUUCGCCAGAUGAUUGUAGUGCGGUUUGGGACCACUUCGGAACUUGUCAUGCGCAAUCCUAGGAGAGUUGGCUAGAUAGUGCACCUAUUGCGUCACAGAUUUGCAUAUUCUAUUGUAAUGUUUGAGAUUGUACCACCUGAGUGGGUUAUAGCUCCCUUGCAGAGUUUCGAACUUUCGGAGGCUGAGCUUUCCCAUCUUGUCAACCUCGCACGGGUAUGAAUUGCAAAUAUGUCUGGGGCUGGAAUGAUGCAUUUCUGUAAUGCUAAGUGCGGAUCAUACCAAAAUAAAAUCUGUGUUGCAUGAGCGACAAACAAAGCUUUCUGCCUCCUGCGAUGCAAAGAGCAAGUUUCUCAUGCGGGAUAGGGGCAUCAAAAAGCCUGUGCGCAACCUGUGAUACUUUUGGGCGCAUAUGACGCCAUAAUUUGUGUGGUGCAGACGUUGCAUGACAAACAGGACCAUUCUCCCAGACCCAGACCUAUCUGCAGUGGAUAAAGGGACCAGGACGCAGCCUUCAAGGCCUUUCUUCGUGUAUCCUGUGCAAAAGUAUCGUACUCGUACUAAUUGCAAAUAUGCAUGACAAAUUCCUAGAGACAUAGAAUAUAUGGGCGAGACUAAUCCCUAUAGACAUAGACUAACUGCAAAUAUGCAUGACAUAGAAUAUAUGGGCGAGAGCCCUGCAAGACCGGGCGACGAAUGUAAGUCCAGACGGGAAAAACGCCAAAGAUACCCGCGCCUUCUGCUUAACUGUGUGAAUUAUUGUGUCGGCCCGGUCCUGUUUAGUCGCAGGUCGGUGUCCGUGAGAUCAGAACUCACAUGUUAAGUAACGCACGCCGGCUCCUAGCUUAGAAAAAAAAUGAUGAAUUUAUAUGCACUUAUCGCCCUACGGAGACUGUGAUCUGACCUCCCUCUACCUCAUCUGGUGGACGUCUGCCGCGGCUUACGGCUCUGGACGUUAACUAGGAUCGAGUGCGUUGUGCGGGUUUAGGGUUUUGAAACAUAAUUUUGUAUCUCCCACUGUUGCAUGCACCUGCUGCAAGAACUUGUCAUGCAAAACAACCUCCGGGUUGUUCCCGCGCUUCAGGAGUAGUUCUGUUGCGUGAGGGCGGCAGAAGAUGAAAAAAGGUGUUGGUUUAGGGGGUUGAAAAUGUUUGUGCAUGUGUAAUGCAAAAGAUGAAAAAGAUUCGCGCGUGGGAGCGCAUUUUUAAGCACAACGGGCGGGUGCCGUUCCCGCCGUCACACAAUCACAUACAAUACAAUAUGCGAAUGGGGCCCAAUCAAAAAAAAGAAUAUGCAUGACAAAUCUUCUUCCUAUGGUAAAACAGCAUGACAAAUUGCACUUCUCUUCGUGCCAAAAUUUGUAAUGCAAUUUAUACGUAGAAGUAGUACGAUACAAUACUUUUGCAAUGCAUAUCGCGCCGGUGGCGCAGAAAGCAGGUUUGCGCAAGAUGAGCUGGGACCAGCACAAGGUCAAGUAGACCUAGCGCGACCCAAUCGUCCCGUUAGAGACCAUAUCAAAUGCAACAAUGUCUGGGUCUGGAAAGUGGUAACUUGUGAUGCUGUCUAUGGAUUCCAAAAAAAUCUGUAUUGCAUGACUAGCAAAAGGAGUCCAGUUUGUGCUACACGGGGAGGGCAUUUCUCAUGCGGAAUAAGCAUCAGGAAGCCUUCUAAAGAUCUGGCACGCUAGGGCAUGCAUUACAGGCGUCAUUGGUCAUGCCAGACAAGCAUGACAAACCCGGUAACCUUACAGACCCAGACAUUUUUGCAUUUGAUAGACCUGAUGGGUGCGCGUGCGUCUUCGGCCGACCUGCAAGAAGAGGCUAGCUGCAGGAGUACUACUUCUACUAGAGCCAUCCAUCCUUCAUCCUCGAACACUCUGCCGCCGCAUUAUCCCAGCAAGAAAAAAAUGUCACAGUUGGUUCUACAUUGGUUGCAAGUUCAGCAACGCAGACUUUCUCUGUGUGACACCAGAGAAAUCUUCUUGGAUGAAUUAUGCAGCGAUCAAAAAUGAAGAGGAGUACACACGUACGUAUGACACUACUAGGCUCCUGAGCAACAUAAUUAAUUGAUUUCUCUGUCCUGCAUGACAGAUCUUGUUUAUCUUGGUUGGCCCGCAACACAAUGUGGAGUAACUGUUUACACUUUUUUCUUUGCAUACUCCUGCUUCAUCCUCCUCCGGUGGGAACAUCGUCGAUCAGCCUCCUUUAGGCAUUAUAAACAAAGCAUCGGACUUGAUGUACCCUACCAAUUGCGUUCAUGAAUGACAUCAGAUACUUAUGGCCUCCUUUUUGAUUUUUAGCAAGAUUAUUGUACAAAUUUCAUUUCUCAUCAACAUGGUAGGCGAAUUUGUGAUGCUGUUUCUGUUUGAACUUAGCACGAUGCUUUUGCGUUGCAUAUCUUUUCGGCGGGUACGCCUUGCAACUUCUCUAUUUGCGCUUCAAGGAGCACCAGAAGUGGUCGCAGCAGCAGGCGAGGGCGGGUAGUUGUGGCAGUAUUGGUACGAAAAGCAAGUUCGGGAAGACGUCGUCGAAAAGCAGCCUGCUGUCCACGCAGGAACUGUCCGCUGCUAGGAAAAGAUAUCCACUGCAAAUAUGUCUGCUGGGUGUGGAAGUGUGUACGUGUAGACAUUUGUCGUGCUGUUUUUGGAUCUGACAGAAGGUCUGGAAUGCACGCAUUACAUGAGAAGUUCUACUGCGGAGGCUUUCUCAUGCCCAGCCUGCAUGAGAAAAGACGUCUCCGGGAUAGUAUGUCUCUUUUGCAGACUAUGCAAGACAGAUUUUUCUGUGUUUCAAAAUCCGCAUAUAGAAGUUUACAUCCCUCCAGACCGAGACAUAUUUGCAAUGCAUAAAACGAGUGCCAGCACAACUUCGCCUGCUACCGCCGGUCGUCCCGGUCCGGAAAGCGAGGCGGAGGUGGACUCACCGGCAAUAUGACAGUGCACAACGCUGCUCCCUCGUCCCGCUCGUUUGUCAUGCAAAAUCCACCAACGUCCACAGUAAGUUGAAGUUCAUCUUGCCUUCACGGACUGUCUGCGGGACAGGUUCAUGAACUCUCGAAAUCGUGUCCUCUUCUCACUCCGGUGCGGUCGUGCAGAUUUGUCAUGCAGACGAGGCUCUCUGGCGGGACGUCCUGCCCGUAGAUCAUGCGGACGAGACCGCAUGACAUUCACCUUGACCGAUGCUUGUGUUGCUGCUGAUGCCCACCUUCAAAUGGGGGGGAGUGGGGACGAGGUCGUGCACUCUCAUACGCAAGCCGUGCCAGCUACGAAGGGGGAGCAGCCUCAAUAAACAUGGAUGUGGAGGGUGUCACGCGGGCGUCGGGGAACGAAGGCAGGCUGGGCGCGGCGGCUUCUUUUUCUCUCGACGAGGAUAUGAACUGCAAAAGUAUCGUACUCGUAUACAUGCAUUGCAAAUUUCCUCACCAUGAGAAAUGAAAUCUGUCAUGCUGCUUUACCCGAAGAAAAAGAUUUGUAAUGCAAGACUUGCAAUACGAGUACGAUACUUAUACUUUUGCAGUGGAUAGAGGAGGCAAGUAAAAACGGCAGGGAGAAACUGCAGCUGCUAUGAUCCACAGGAAUUUUUUUCCCGUAGUACACGAGGACGUACAAUUACAAAUGCGAUUACUGCAUGACAAACCUUCUCGCCGAUGAUCCUAUUCAGCAUGACAAGUGGCAGGAUCUGAGUUGACAAAAUUUGUGAAGCAUGGUUUUGUACGUGUGCUGCGGGAAAAAAUGACUUGUAUUGCAUAGCUGCCUUGGGUGCUCAAGAUGUUGGUCCGGCGUCGUGCCUAUCAAAUGCAAAUAUGUGGUCUGGGUCCUCAUCUUCUUCCCUGCGUACUAGUUGUACAAAGGUCGUUUUCUACUUCCCUUUGCUGUACUGAGGUCUUGUUUAUUAUGUAUUCCAGACAAAGAAAAGCAAAACACCAGACAUAUUUGCAGUUGAUAGUGCCUCGUCCGAGGACGUUCUUGGGCAGCGUCGUAGCCACCAACCUGCGGAAGUCCCGGAGGGGGCAGAUGAAUCUGUCCUGAACAAAAGCAAAGCCGCCGAAGCGCGUCGCGGGCGCGCAGAAGAGCAAACGGAGGUUGCUGAACUGUUGCGUGUAUCAAAUGUAAAAAUGUCUGGGUCUGGAAAGUUGUGGUGCAUGUCACUGAAUAAUAAGGACACUGUAAUGCGCCGCCAAGCAUGACAAGUUUUUUCAUGCUUCUGUGUUGCGUAUUCCGCAUGAGAAACUGCGUGUUUGCAUGACAGGCUAAGUAGAGGAGCUCUUGCUUGCCACGCAAUACAGAUCCCAGAGUCGUGUCAGACUAGCAUGACAAAUCUCGCAAUCUCCCAGACCCAGACAUUUUUACAAUGUAUAGCGUGCCGAGCGGUUUCUGACGGAGGUCGAAUCUCUCACCAAGGAGUAUGACCCGCUCAGACGUUACAAUCUCAACUGUUACAAAUACAAUAGAAUCUGGAAAUCUGUGAUGCAAGAACUGCAUGAUCUAGCCUACUCCCAUAGGAUUGCGCAUGACAAGUUUCGGAGUCCCAAACCCACCUCAAAUCCGGCAUAAUUUGUAUUUCGAAGCGCUCAAUUCUCUCUGCGUUCCUCAUGCUCUGUAUGCAAUACAAUUACAAAUUCCAGACUCUAUUGUAACGUUUGAGAUUGUAACGUUUGAGCAGGCCAUAAGGAGGAAGGCCAGCACCUCGCCCGGCCGCGGAGCCGCCCGGGUCCCUCGGCGUACGAGCAACAGUACUUCAUUCCUUUGUAUAAUAAGUGGACCUCUUCCAUCAACAGUGCGGCCACGUCGUCGCGCGACGCAGCUAGCGGCGCUUUUCCGCCGUCGCACGGCGCUUCCUUAUCAAAUGUAAAAAUGUCUGGGUCUGGAAGAUUGCCAGGUUUGUCAUGCAUAUUUUGAAUGACCCAUGAUGUCUGUGAUGCAUGCCCUAGCAUUACAGAUUUUUGGAACAAUUUGCGAUGCCUCUACCGCAUGAGAAAUGCCCUCUCCGCGUAGCUCAAACUGGAGUCCUCUUGCUGGUCAUGCAAUACAAAUUUUUUUCGAAUCCAGAGACAGCAUUACAAGUUUAGAAUCUUCCAGACCCAGACAUUUUUACAAUCCAUAUUCCUGCGACGCGAAACAAACGCAGCACAGCAAACGGCUGCCCAUCACUACCCAUGAGUAUCCUGAGUAAAAACGUACCCACACCAGAGUCAGGAUGGGGAUUUUGCAACACAAACCUACGAGCUUUGUGAGUCACGCAUGACAAGUUGCGCUAUGCGGUGUAGUGCAGGUUAGCAAGUGCAGCCGCAUCACAGAUUCAUCUGCUCAUCCUGUUCGCAGCAUCACAAAAUCCAAAACACGAUUGGAAAUGGCUCUCAUGGGGAUGCGCAUUACAAGUCUUCCUGUCUUUGCAAAUCUGCAUUACAACUCUGGUGUGGGUACGUUUUUACUCAGGAUAAUGAGAAAAACUGUGUUAGUCUAGGUGUUUUAUUGGGGUAAGAGCAGGACAACCUACUUCCCCUGCAUAACACAGAUAUCCUGUCAUUCACAGCUUCUACGUGAAAACACAUAGGAUUUCACAGUGGCUUCGGCUGGCUGGCAUAGCAAGGAAGUGUAACUGUGUUGCAUGCUAUUUACAUUUCACACAGUUCUUUUCUUGCAUAAUCACCGACAAACCCGUCCCCGCCAGCGUAUACGCUGUUCAGCAGCAGCAGUAUCUUCUGUGGCAGCAGCAAGAGCAACAGUUUUACUCGCAGCACACUGCAGCAGGAACUAGUAGUGCCAGCACUGGAGUUAUGCAAAGACAAAAAGUGUUACACUUACAGUUAAGUACACACUUUGUUGCAAAACGUCAGACAAACUUUGUCAUGCGCAAAAUGCUUACGAGACUUUAUUUUCCAUGUGUGAUGGGCCUUAUCAUCCCCGUAUUGCAACAAACUUUCUCUCUCAUGCAACGCAAGUUUAUAAUGCUGAAGCUGAACUCACUACAACGAAUGUGUUGUAAAAACUGGAAGGAAACACUUUAUUUUUCCUUGGAUAUUAGGAGUCGAGCUACCGUACCACAGAACAUCUAG
Molecule: messenger RNA, 6573 nt
Organism: Amoebophrya sp. A120
Lineage: Eukaryota; Dinophyceae; Syndiniales; Amoebophryaceae
Source: the annotation of a GenBank genome assembly